Molecule: messenger RNA, 535 nt
Organism: Vicia villosa (hairy vetch)
Lineage: Eukaryota; Viridiplantae; Streptophyta; Magnoliopsida; Fabales; Fabaceae
Product: histone H4
Exons: 1
Coding region: 80-391 (103 amino acids)
Biological process (GO): nucleosome assembly
Cellular component (GO): nucleosome
Molecular function (GO): protein heterodimerization activity; structural constituent of chromatin; DNA binding
Source: RefSeq, a predicted model, not a curated record
CUCAUUCCUUUCUCAACACACACAGUUCAUAAAAUCUAGAUCUCCUAUUUUUCUUACUUUCUUGAAAUUUCUCGCGAAAAUGUCAGGUCGUGGAAAGGGAGGUAAGGGACUUGGAAAGGGAGGUGCAAAGAGGCAUAGGAAGGUUCUUCGUGAUAAUAUCCAAGGUAUCACAAAGCCUGCUAUUCGUCGAUUGGCUAGAAGAGGAGGUGUGAAGAGAAUCAGUGGUUUGAUCUAUGAAGAAACCAGAGGAGUUCUCAAGAUCUUCUUGGAGAAUGUGAUUCGAGAUGCUGUUACAUAUACUGAGCAUGCUAGGAGGAAGACUGUUACGGCCAUGGAUGUUGUUUAUGCUCUCAAGAGACAAGGAAGAACCCUCUAUGGAUUUGGAGGUUGAGCGCUUGUUCUUUUAUGUUUGGAUUUUAGUUUGUAAUUGGAACUUGUGAAUGUUCUUUAUAAUGUUUAUUUGGGUUGUUAGAUGUACUUGUUCCUUUGUAAGUUUAACAAGAUUGAAAUCUAAUGAGUAAUAUUUUCUGGUGAA